AUGGCGCGAGUAUGGAUGGCGCUGGGCUUGCUGCCUCUAGCGAGAGCGUUCGUGGCCCCGGCUGCCGGGUUGCAAGGGGCUGCUCUGUCUUCAAGCAGACAAGAUGCUCGUGUGGCAGUUAGAGGAGGGGCUUCCAAGUCUUCCACUACCGAGGCGCCCAGCCUAGGCUGGGAUACCCACAAGGCGGUGGAAGAGGUGCCGCAGUCACUGGUGCGAGAGCUGGAGGGCAACGACUCGAUGAGGUCCAAGUUCGAGGCUUUGUGCCGCAGGGCUCAGAACGACAUCUGCAAAAAGAUUGAAGAGCUCGACGGGGAAGGGAAGUUCCAGGAGGACGCUUGGGUGAGACCGAACGGCGGAGGAGGCAUCAGCCGGGUCUUGGCUGGGGGGAAGGUGUUCGAGAAGGCCGGGGUUAACCUCUCCGUCGUCUACGGGACCAUGCCACAAGAGGCACUGAGGGCGGCGACUGAGCGCGGCGUGGAUCGCGCGAAGGGAAUGGCGGAGGGGGAGAGAGUGCCCUUCUUCGCAUGCGGGCUGUCUUCCGUAAUGCACCCAAAGAACCCCAUGUGCCCGACGAUGCACUUCAACUACCGGUACUUCGAGACCGACGGAGGCGUUUGGUGGUUCGGGGGAGGGACCGACAUCACCCCGGCCUACCUCAAUGAAGACGACAUGGCACACUUCCACGGCACCUACAAGAAGGUGUGCGACAAGCACGACCCGGACUACUACGCCAAGUUCAAGAAGUGGGCGGAUGAGUAUUUCGUAAUCAAGCACCGGGGUGAGACUCGUGGACUUGGCGGGAUCUUCUUCGACGACCAGAACGACAAAGAGCCGGAUACCCACAUGGCUUUCUCUGAGGACUGCCUGAAGGCAGUGCUAGACGCGUACCCCCCCAUCGUCGACAAGCACAAGGACGACGAUUUUACGGAGCAGCAGAAGCAGUGGCAGCUUAUGCGGAGGGGAAGGUAUGUCGAGUUCAACUUGGUGUACGACAGGGGAACCGUAUUCGGCCUCCAAGACGGGUGGCCGCAUCGAGUCCAUCCUCAUGUCUCUGCCUGAGACGGCGAGGUGGGAGUACGACCAUCAGCCGGAGGAAGGAAGCAGGGAGGCUGAGAUUAUGGAGGUGUUCAAGACGCCGAGGGAGUGGGUGUAGGCUGCUGCUGAUGUAGGCACGGACGCUAUCAUAGCACGGGUGCACGGCCGAAGUGCGGUGCAGGCCGUUCGCUGCAACGUUCCUUCUGCUGCGCGGUGAUCUUGCCGUGCGCCUUUUUUGUCUUGUUUGAAAGUGGCCGAGGGAGGCUUGGAUUGGUAGAAUACUGCUGCUGCUUAGUCCUUCGGUGAUGGGAGUGCGGGGUUGCAGGCCUGGAAGCUACGGCUGGGAUGACGCCGUCUCAAGGCCCCGCCAGCAUGUGAGUGUGCCAGUCGGGAAAGUUUUGCCAUCAUUGUUUGGGAGUUGGGCGCAGUCCAUGUUGUUGUAAAAAAUGGCCGACAGAGCAUCGACCGGCUGGUUUUCAAGAACGACGUCCGCGUCGUGCCGUGCGUUUCAUUCAUGCAUCAGAUAUCUCGUUUUGGUUGCAUACACGUCCACGUUGGUUUUCGUGGACGGCCGAUUUUGUGCGCAGCAGUCUUGGUCGAUGAUUGACAGCAAAAUAUAUAAUCGCGUUCGUGUGGUGUUUCGGUCUCAUGAAGUCCAAGGGGUGAAGCGGAAAACAACGAAGGUACGUACAUCUUUCGUGGUGUGCCCAAGGCGGAAUAUUUGUGCUACAAUUUUUGCGUUCACUCCGCAUUUCUCGCCUUCUUUGGUAUUCUUUGGUAGUUGGAGAGGGCGCAUCUAGACGGUUCCACACGCGCUGAGGGAAGAGUUGGUGUUAACCUCCCGCCAUUAGUCGUAGGUGGCAUGCCGGUAUGUGUUCGCCUCUGUGGCCUCUGAUCGGAGUACAAUGAGGUUUCACGUACGGGAUUAUCGACAAGAUAUCGAAGGCGUCGUCUCCACGCCGAACUGAAGUAGUAUUCAGGUGGAUUGGGAUUGAACUGACCGUGUUAGUACGCAUUGGAAUCACGUGCGAUAAACAUGGUUCUGGCUGC
Ectocarpus siliculosus is the source of this 2085-nucleotide messenger RNA. The record is from the annotation of a GenBank genome assembly. Lineage: Eukaryota; Phaeophyceae; Ectocarpales; Ectocarpaceae.